This is a messenger RNA of Pezoporus occidentalis (night parrot), 2387 nucleotides long. It is a transcript of the gene RALYL, whose product is annotated as RALY RNA binding protein like. NCBI's taxonomy places the organism in Eukaryota, Metazoa, Chordata, Aves, Psittaciformes, Psittacidae. Gene Ontology annotation, cellular component: nucleus. Bases 27 to 1070 code for a protein of 347 amino acids. The transcript is spliced from 10 exons. Gene Ontology annotation, molecular function: RNA binding. The record is from RefSeq and is a predicted model, not a curated record.
UCAAUCAGUGGCAAAUUGAAAAGUCUAUGCUCCACAGCAUUUUCCUGGAGCAGAGUCUGUUAAGAACAGGUGGAAAAGGGUUAAAGUCAAGUGAUCCAACCAUGACCGGCAAAACACAGACCAGCAACGUCACCAAUAAGAAUGACCCAAAGUCCAUCAACUCCAGAGUCUUCAUUGGCAAUCUGAACACAGCCAUUGUCAAAAAAGGCGACAUUGAAGCGAUCUUUGCAAAGUAUGGAAAAAUAGUUGGUUGCUCAGUGCACAAAGGUUAUGCGUUCGUACAGUACAUGAGCGAGAGGCAUGCAAGGGCUGCAGUGGCAGGAGAAAAUGCCAGGAUCAUCGCAGGGCAGCCACUAGAUAUCAACAUGGCAGGAGAGCCAAAACCAUACAGACCAAAACCUGGCAACAAGCGGCCACUUUCAGCACUUUACAGACUUGAAUCAAAGGAGCCCUUCCUGUCUGUUGGUGGUUAUGUCUUUGAUUAUGAUUACUACAGAGAUGAUUUCUACAAUCGGUUGUUUGAUUACCACGGCCGUGUCCCCCCACCACCUCGUGCAGUAAUUCCACUGAAACGUCCUCGUGUGGCUGUGACAACAACUCGCAGAGGCAAAGGGGUUUUCUCCAUGAAAGGAGCAUCACGAUCCACCUCAAGUGGGGCUUCUUCCUCAGGAUCCAAAUCACCCACCUGUCUUCCCCUGCCCCUUAUGUGGAGUGAUACUGUCCUUGGAAGCGUCACUGGAAGAGGAAGAGAAAGAUCAGUGAAAUCAGAUGAGUUGCAAACAAUCAAGAAGGAAUUAACCCAAAUCAAAACAAAAAUUGACUCCUUGCUAGGGAGACUGGAAAAGAUUGAAAAGCAGCAAAAAGCUGAAGCAGAAGCUCAAAAGAAACAAAUGGAAGAUAAUGCUGAUUUGAUUCAAGAGGAAUGCAUAUCAGAGAAUGCAGAUAAUUCUACGGAAGAGCCAAUUGAAGGAGGGCCAGAUGCAGAUGGGGAUGGAGAAGAUAUGACUGAUGGGAUAGAGGAGGAUUUUGAUGAGGAUGGCAGCAAUGAGCUGUUUCUACAGAUCAAGUGAUGAGAUAUCUCAUGUGAACUCCCUGAAGACUGAGAAGAGAAACUGACUUCCCCACAGAAAAUUGUGAACUGCGGUUUCUUACUGGCUAGCAACACCUUUGAUUCAAUUUGUAUGAAAACUCAAUUUACUUAUUAAAAUGGACGUUAUUGUUCAAAUAUUAGAAACUCCAUUUCUUAUAUGUUCUAAGCUGUACAAUUGUCAGAUUUUUAUGGUUUAGAUUGUAAAUGUGUUUUUUCUCUGGCUAAUUAUUGGUAUUAUUUUUUUAAUUUUGAUGUCUUAAAGGCCAAUGUACUGUAUCAUAAUAAUAUGGACAUAUUUAACAGGUGUGGGAAACACUGUAUACAAAUGUAUAUUUCUAAAAGCUAUUUUUAUGAUUAGCAUGUUUUACUGUUCUACCAUAUUUAGAGUCAGGUGAUAUUGCACUUCUUUAUUUACAGAUUAAUUCAAACAAGACCAUUAUGAUCAGUGUCACGAUUUAAUACAUUAUAUGGUAUAUUCCAUUAUUUUAUUUAUUAUAUGUGUCACUGGAAAUAAUUAUGUUUACUAAUAGGGAUAGCUGCUAAAAAGUGAAAAAGUCAAAAUAAGAGAGCAAUCCUUGAUAAACUGUAAAUUGAAUCCUCCUGUAAAUCCCUUUCUCCAGAUAAGCACUCUCUGUGAUGCCAUUCAUCAGACAGUUGUUACAGCUGCUCCUGCAAGUCUUUUAGGCCAGUUUGUUGCUACCUUAUGUUUACAUGAAAGUCAGUCUCCUAUCUAGCCAGGUAAAUUAAUUAUAGACAGCCAAUAUCUAUCAGCCUGAGUUAGCCUACUGAUUACUUUUGGGGUUGUUUUCUGGCAGUCGUAUUUGCACUCCCAGACCUCUAACACCCUCCUAAAAGCCUGCAGCUGGGAUAAUUAUUACAGAUGUAGGGGGAAUCUCAGUAUAGAAUUUCUUAAUAAAUCAUAUUUCCUUUCAAUCAGAAUGGAUGCAUUAUUUCUCUUGUGUUACUGAGAUAUUAAGGGUAUCAAAGCAUAUAUGAUAUUAGCACAAAAUUGUCUUCUUUUAAUGAAAGUACCCAUUUGUUCACCAUCCUAAAGCUAGACCUCCUUAGCACUGCAGAUGACAGAAAUCAAGGAAUAGAUGUUUAUUUACCUAUAUAUUUACAUGAGAUAUACUCCUAUAAAAAGAGACAUUUCUUUAAAAUUGAUUGCAGGAGAAAAAAAUUAUUUAAUAGCUACAGCCUUCAAAGAUGGAGAGGUGUUAAUUUAAAAAGUACCUUAAGCAGUCAAAUGGAGCUCAGACCCAGCUGUCUGCCAGGCAGAGCUCCUGCAUCCACUGAA